This is a messenger RNA of Drosophila hydei, 511 nucleotides long. RefSeq names its product transmembrane protein 203. The record is from RefSeq and is a predicted model, not a curated record. The coding region runs from base 15 to 449 and encodes 144 amino acids. Gene Ontology annotation, cellular component: endoplasmic reticulum. Gene Ontology annotation, biological process: intracellular calcium ion homeostasis. NCBI's taxonomy places the organism in Eukaryota, Metazoa, Arthropoda, Insecta, Diptera, Drosophilidae. The transcript has a single exon.
AAAAGUAGAGAAUCAUGUUUAAAUUAUCAGAACUGGUGCGCUGGCUUGGCUUAACGGAAUUCGAGAUUUUGGUCAAUCUAUGCGGCCUACUCGUCUUUACCAUCUCGCUCGCCUUCAAGAUCUCUGGUACAUUGAAUAAUGUUUUACCUGAGCUAAUGUGCGAUUGGUUUAGCAUAUUUAGUCCACUGUUCUUUAUCGAUAUUUGUAAUGCCUAUUUUUGCGUCAUUGUUGGAAUACGUAUGUAUUUGGAUUCAGAUAACAAGCGGAAGGCGUUACAUCGUUUCAUGUGGAGCACAUAUUUCCUUGUACUUAUCGCGAUCUUCAAAUAUUUGUUAUGUCUGAAGUUAUCUGGCAAAACGGGACUCGAGUACAGUGAAGUUUUCUCACCAAUUUUUGUACUGCUCCAAUUGGUAGCUGUGCGCGCCUGCCAGCUGCCCAACUCUAUUUAAAAAGCCUAUAAUAUACAUAAAAAAUCCCUGAAAUGUCUAUCAUAAGUUAUUAUAUAUUAAUA